AUGUCUCUGGUACCUUCCCCAGAGGAUGACGAACAGCGGCGGACUCUGUUGAUGAUAUACAUUCAUGGAUUCAUGGGCAAUGACGCAUCCUUCCACUCCUUUCCAGCCCAUGUCCACCACUUUCUUGAGGAGACGUUGGCCAAUACCCAUGUCGUCCACACCAAGAUCUAUCCUCGGUAUAAAACUUACAAGGCGAUCGACGUUGCGAGGGACAACUUCAGCAAAUGGCUCGAACCUCAUGAGUCGCCGGAAACCGAUGUUAUCCUACUUGGUCACUCGAUGGGGGGGUUGCUCUCAGCCGAUAUUGUCUUGAUGCCAGCAUCAAGCGGCUAUCCAUUCCGGCAUAGGAUUCUAGGAACCAUAUCACUGGAUGCUCCCUUCUUGGGCCUCCAUCCUGGCGUCAUUGUUUCGGGCAUAGCGAGCAUCUUCCGUCCGGCUCCCAGUCCACCAGGAGAAACCAACUACUCGGGAUCACCUACUCCUUCCUCCCUCAAUGCUCGGGAAACCGUCUCACCAGAGCCCUCCAUUCUUUCAGGGAUCUCCUCGGAGAGGUUAUCGUCUCUUAGUCUGUCACCGUCACCGCUGCAGUCAAGACCCUCUGGCUCUGAUCCUUUCUUCAAUCCACCGUUCUUCAACGAUGUUCCGUUCCAGGACCGAGGGUGGAUAAAAAAUGUCGUCCACUUCGCAAACAAGCAUAGAUCGGAAAAUCUGUUUGAAGCUGCGGGGAGCCACAUCAUGUCCCAUUUGGAAUUCGGUGCUUGUCUAGGCGACUAUCCUGCCUUGAACUCCCGGUACAGCAGGCUGAGACAGCUGGAGGAUGUGAAAGAGCUCGGCGCUGGUGUCUCGGAUGCUCGGCCAACAGCAAGAGUGCGCUUUGCCAACUAUUACACACUAUCUACGGGCCGAGAAAAGAAGCCCAAGCCGGCGCCGGCCAGUCCAAACCCGGAACCAGAUUCAGCCGGACAAGAAUCCCAGAUAAGCUCACCGACUAGCCUACACCCGAAGUCCGAGUCGCCCAUUCAAGAGACGCAGGCAAGCUCCGUAGAUAUCGACCAACGUGCGUCCACACCGAGGAGCUCCGGUGAGGAACACAGCGACGACGGGAUGCUCCAAUAUGUUGAGCCAAUGCCAGAGGAGGACGGGCCAGUUCCAGAGGAGGGCGAGCUUCCGCCUGCAUACACAGAAAAUGCAGAUACCAAGACCGCAGACACCGCCCCCUCGGACGAACCACCAGACGACCUGCAGCUACCCGCCAUCCCCGACCUCCCCGAGCCACCCGUCGCCCCGGAACUAGACCAGCACGCAGACAAGGCCAUCCAGAAGCAGGUAGAGAAGGAAGCGAAGCGCGCCCGCAAGGUAUACGACCAGGCGGUCAAGCAGCGCGACAAGGCCAUCAAGGAGCGCCAGAAGCUGGUCGACAAGCACAAGCGGCAGCUCCAGAAGGACGCCGAGCGGCGCGACAAGGAGCAGCAGAAGGAGGCCCGCAGGAGGGAGAAGGAGGCGCAGAAGAGGCAGGCGGCCGAGAAGCAGGCCUGGCAGGACGAGCUCGACAGCCGCCGCAGCAGCAAUCAGCAGCGGGAGGAGCCGGACAAGGACAAGGACAAGGAGAAGAAGAAGAAGGACCGCAAGUUCUGCAUGCUCCCCCGGGACGUCAGCGCCGGCCGCGACCCGGCGUGGGUGCCGGUGCGCAUGGACGGCGUCGACGAGGUCGGCGCCCACUGCGGCCUCUUCCUCGCCGGGCCGCACUACGAGGGCCUCGUCGUCGGCGUCGGGACUAUGGUCGGGGAGUGGGUGCGCGAGAGCCGCUCUCAGAGGACGGCGGGCGUUGAGGGGUGA
Messenger RNA from Phialemonium atrogriseum, 1836 nucleotides. RefSeq lists its product as uncharacterized. The record is from RefSeq and is a predicted model, not a curated record. NCBI's taxonomy places the organism in Eukaryota, Fungi, Ascomycota, Sordariomycetes, Cephalothecales, Cephalothecaceae. Bases 1 to 1836 code for a protein of 611 amino acids. The transcript is spliced from 2 exons.